Messenger RNA from Aspergillus calidoustus, 1182 nucleotides. Lineage: Eukaryota; Fungi; Ascomycota; Eurotiomycetes; Eurotiales; Aspergillaceae. The record is from the annotation of a GenBank genome assembly.
AUGUUGAUGGUCUUUGCUUCUGUUGAAGAGGACGCUUCGUUCAACUUUUCUCUGCAACUUCUUCAUGCUGACUUGCCAGUCAGAUGUCCUGGCUUUUACAUCUCGAACAUCACAAUGAGCAGAAACAACCCAGCAGGACUUGCGGGAGGGCUUGGGGAAGAUGAAAAACUCAGUGUGGUCUUGGUGAUAUUCAUCGCCCUCUCUUGCUACAAUAUCAUUGAGCUCGUCAUUCUGGUGCUCUCGACCUUUCGCCGUUGGAAGGGACUAUACUUCUAUAGUCUUCUCAUUUCUGGUGUCGUUGGCGUUGUGCCAUACUCGCUCGGCUUUCUCCUGAAAUUCUUCGAGAAGGCAGCCCCUGCGGUAUCCGUCACUAUCCUCACUGUCGGCUGGUGGACGAUGGUGACGGGACAAGCCUUCGUCCUCUAUUCCCGGCUGCAUCUUGUUCUUCGAGAUGAACGUACCCUCCGCCGUGUCUUAUACAUGAUCAUCGCCAAUGUUUUCUUGCUUCACGUCCCCACGACCGUUCUGACGUAUGGCACCAAUGUCGUCCACCAAACCGACCGAAGCAGGCUAUCCAAUCCCAGCAAUUCAACUGUGCGAAACAUUACCGAAGAAAACCCCUUCUUGGAGGCGUAUAAUAUCAUGGAGAAAAUCCAAAUGACCGGGUUCACCGUCCAAGAAGUCAUAAUUUCGGCAUUAUACGUCUGGGAGACAACAAAGAUGCUGCAACUCGGGUCUAGUCGCGAGAAUCGGAGAAUCAUGCAUCAGCUUGUGGGAAUCAACGUCAUGAUCGUCAUCAUGGACUUGGUUUUGCUCGGGCUAGAGUAUGCCAGCUAUUAUGCCGUCCAGAUCUGCCUCAAAGGUGUGAUCUACAGCGUGAAGCUGAAGCUGGAAUUCGCGGUUCUCGGAAAGCUUGUCGAUGUGGUGCACGGCAACAAACGGCCUGGCUUGGUGGGGAGUCCUAUACAUUUGGCGUCGCUACAGGCCUCCAAUCACCCUGGUGUGUCGUCAGCGGUCCACGGAGGCCUGAGCUUCUGCCGCGGCUCGGUCGUCAAUUCAGCCGCGAGAAAUCACCAGACUAACCAUUCAACCGUCGAUGUACCAGAGGAUAAGAUAUUGGCGAUGACGGAAGUUUCGACGUGGGUCGAGCACCACCCGCGGGGAAAUGGCAAUGCCGUUUGA